Messenger RNA from Brachypodium distachyon (stiff brome), 786 nucleotides. RefSeq lists its product as uncharacterized. The transcript has 2 exons. Lineage: Eukaryota; Viridiplantae; Streptophyta; Magnoliopsida; Poales; Poaceae. The record is from RefSeq and is a predicted model, not a curated record. The coding region runs from base 116 to 541 and encodes 141 amino acids.
UGUUGCUCAGAGCGUUCAUGCUCAUCAUCCAAGUCGAAGUACUGAUCUACGUAGUACAACUGUACAAUUCAACAGCAAGACCUAGCUAAUUAAGCUUUAGCUAUACUCUGUUAGUAUGGAGAGAUCCGCAGCUCCUUCAAAGCUCCUCCUGUUCAUCCUCUUCUUCCUCCAGCUCGUCCUGCUCCCUCAACUCCUGGAAGCACGAACAUUAGGUGGUGCUGGCUACGGCUACAAGAGCCUGCUCACGACGGAUGGUGACGAUGAUCAGGCAGUGUUGCUGUCUCCGGACCUGAUUAACAUGGUGGUGUCUGAUACUGAUGAUGCAGUGGGAAGGCCUUCGAAGCGUACGCCACCGUCGCCGAAGCCGGGCCCGUCGCCGCAUUGGCCGCUGGUGGGCUGUGGUGCGCAGAGGCCUCCGGCGCCGCUGCUCAUAGCAGCUGCGCCACCGCGUGAUCAUAGUGGCCAGCAGCCUGUAAGAUAUAUAAGCUGGCUGCAGGGGAGAAUGAUGGAAGUGUUUCGCGCGUUUCUCCAGGCGAAUUGACCUCGCAGUCGCAGGGUUUUAGGCUUGCCAAGAGAGGAAUUCGAGGAGAGGAAUGAAAGACGUGCUCCAUUCUAGGAUGGUUCCCACGUGCUGGUUCUUGGUAGGUUAUUCCAUUCGAGGACGAUCUAGGCAGCAGUAGCUAAUUAACCUUGAUUUGGUCUGCUGGCAUGCCCUGUGUUCUGGAUCAUUUGUUUGAGAACCUCUGUUUUAUGUUGUAUGAAUAACCUGCACUUUGCUUGCUCUUC